AUGAGAACCGCUGCGCUCCAAACUCGGUGGGCGGGAAGAGGCCCGGCUUGUGGUCAAGCUGAGAACCAGAAUAUGUCCGAAAGCCAGAGAGUGAGUGAGAGGUUCCUUCCCUCCGGUCUCAUCCCCGCAUCGCUCCCCGGUUGCGGUUUGAAGGAAGAAGCAACGGCGAAACCAGUUUGUAUUCCCUACUUUCGCCUCUUCUUACAUCAUUCCAUACUGCGCUGCACAUCAUCAUCUCCUCUUUCAGUCAAUCUAGUUUUCACUCAGCCCAUACGAAUUGACCAUCUCACACAGCACUUUACUGACAAACGUGGGACAACAUACCCAGGAAAGAAUAGAAGGUCAAAAAUAUGUCAACUACUUUCCGAAUUAACUUACCCACGUUUUACUGGUACCUUUGUAGAUGAUGGGAUGAAGUACAUCGGGAAGCAAUUGCCCGUCCCAACUACCAUGCCUAGUCAUCGAAGCGAUAGAGGCGGAAGAAUUGGAUCACCCAACAUCAACAAUCCCAAGGCCAUAUCGUAA
Molecule: messenger RNA, 525 nt
Organism: Lindgomyces ingoldianus
Lineage: Eukaryota; Fungi; Ascomycota; Dothideomycetes; Pleosporales; Lindgomycetaceae
Exons: 4
Coding region: 1-525 (174 amino acids)
Source: RefSeq, a predicted model, not a curated record